GCGGGCUGCGGCGGGGGAGGGGCGGGCGCCGGGAGCGCGCUCGCGGCGGGCGCGUCCCGGGCCGCCUCGCUCUGUGCUUCUGUGAGCACGGCGCCGCAGAACUGCGCGCCCUCGUGCGGCGGCGGCGCGGAUGAGCGGGUUCUGCUCGCGCUGCGCCGUUUCCCGGAGGCCAGGGAUUCUGCCGGCGGUGUCGCGCCCUCGGGGGCCCGCCUUAAAGACGGAGCAUCGUACCGCGGGCUCCGCCGCUCCUGGAGUGGGCGGAGAACGGCUGCACAGACUGCGUGGGUCCUGUGAAGCUACCUGCGUUGGCGGAUCCGGGGUUCGGGUGCCCGAGCGCUCGGCUGGCCGGACGUGGGCGGCCCCACAGGAGGAGGCCCUGCAGGAGGAGGCUGUCGACCUGUGCAGCUGCCUUAGUGGAGGCACUGGCUGUCGCCGUCGCUGCCUCAAGUAGGGCUGACCGGGCCGCUUGGAAGCACUUUUUCAGCUGUGUUUCUUUUACGUCUCAGAAGAGUUCUCCUGGAGCCCGAGGUGUGGCUAUGUGUAAGUCCAUCGUUCCCGAGGCCCGCCAUCCGAACUGAGAAAAUCACUUCUCUGUAGGCCGUUUGCCAAGUUCCUGAGAUUAAGAACCAGGCAGAAAUACGAACGAUGAGUAUUCAAGGCAGAUAGAAGAGCUUCUGUAAAGUCAGGGAAUGCCAAGCACCAUGAAGUGUUUUAGGAGGAGGUGCAGAAUGAGCACGUGCUGUUGGUGCACACCAGGUGGGAUUUCCACCACGGACGUCCUCAAGCGCUACGCGUCCAAGACCCGGGCCCGUGAGUUCCAGACAGCAGAUGAAGACCUCUGCUACUGCCUGGAGUGUGUGGCCGAGUACCACAAGGCCAGGGAUGAGGUGCCGUUCUUGCAUGAGGUUCUGUGGGAGUUGGAGACCUCCCGUCUCAUAAGUCACUUUGAGAAGUCCAUAAGGGGAGAAAUUGAAGAGGAUAACGAUGAGUUGUACAUCGUGGACAACAACGGGGAGGCACAGCUGUUUGACUUCAGCGGCCAGGACUUUGAGAACAAGCUUCGCGUCCCUCUGCUGGAAAUACUGAAGUACCCGUACCUGCUGCUUCACGAGCGUGUCAAUCAACUGUGUGUGGAAGCACUUUGCCGACUGGAACAAGCCAAUUGCUCCUUUCAAGUUUUUGAAAAGCAUCCAGGGAUCUAUUUGUUUUUGGUCCAUCCCAAUGAAAUGAUCCGGCGUUGGGCUAUCCUGACAGCAAAGAACCUUGGGAAGGUGGACAGAGAUGACUACUAUGACUUACAGGAGGUCCUCACUUGCCUUUUUAAAGUCAUUGAGUUGGGCCUCCUAGAAAGUCCAGACAUUUACACUUCUUCUAUCUUCGAAAAGGGGAAACUGAUUCUUCUGCCCACACACAUGUAUGAUACCACCAACUACAAAAACUACUGGCUAGGUAUUUGCAUGUUGCUGACCAUUCUUGAGGAGCAAGCCAUGGAUUCGCUGCUGCUGGGCUCAGACAAACAAAAUGAUUUCAUGCAGUCAAUACUUCACACCAUGGAGAGGCAGUCAGAUGAUGAUAGUGCGAAUCCUUUCUGGCCAGCAUUACAUUGCUUCAUGGUAAUUCUGGAUCGUCUUGGAUCUAAGGUCUGGGGUCAGCUUAUUGAUCCUAUUGAGGCAUUUCAAACCAUUAUCAACAAUGUGAGCUACAAUAGAGAGAUUCAGAAUAUUCGGAACAGCUCUAUAAGGACCAAGAUAGAACCAGAGCCAUUUUCGGAUGAUACAGUGACUUGCAGCCAGAUUGUGUACAAUUAUAAUCCUGAAAAGACAAAAAAGGAUUCAGGAUGGAAAUCAGCCAUUUGCCCAGAUUAUUGUCCUAACAUGUAUGAAGAAAUGGAAACAUUAACUAGUGUCCUUCAGUCAGAUAUUGGCCAAGACAUGCGUGUUCAUAACAGUACAUUUCUGUGGUUCAUACCUUUUGUCCAGUCGCUCAUGGACCUUAAGGACCUGGGUGUGGCUUACAUCGUGGAAGUUAUUCAUCAUCUGUACUCACAAGUCAAAGAUGUCCUAAACCAGACAGAUGCCGUCUGUGACAAAGUCACUGAGUUUUUCCUCCUGAUUUUGGUGUCAGUGAUUGAGCUGCAUAGAAAUAAAAAGUGUCUGCAUUUACUGUGGGUUAGUUCCCAGCAGUGGGUGGCCGCCGUUGUGAAAUGCGCCAAGCUUCCGACCAGCGCGUUCGUGCGGAGUUCUGAGAAGUCGGCUGGAGGGUGCUCCAAAGGGACAGCGACAAUGGCUUCGCUGUCGAUGCUGUCGGUGCCGUCCAACUCCGUACAGGUGGCUUGUGUGCAGCUCAUUCGAAGUCUUCUCAAAGAAGGCUACCAGCUCGGUCAGCAGGCACUGUGCAAGCAAUUCUGGGAUAAGCUUAACCUGUUCCUUCGGGGAAAUUUAUCUCAGGGUUGGCAGUUGACCAGUGAGGAAACCCACGAGUUACAGACUUGCUUAAAACAAAUCAUUAGAAACAUAAAGUUAAAAGUACCUCAGGGUAACACCUUGGCGGAUCUGUGCCCUACCUAUAAAACUCCACCUGCAUCUUUUAAAGAAGAAAGUGGACAAAUAAGAAAGAAAUCUAAAAAAGACACCCUCUGUCUGGAAGGUUCCAGCCUAACAUUUUCUAAAGCACUUGUGAAAGCUGAGCCACACCAAGUGCAAGAGCAUCUAUUGAUCCAAACAAGUAGCACAAUAGAGGGGGGGGAUAAUGAGCAAAAUUACCUGAAGGAUUUGAAUGUUGAAGACCAGCUCCCAGCUGAGUCAUGUUUAAAGCAAAGUAGUAAAAGCCACUUUACUGAAAGAGCUCAAGAUGAAACCAGAGUAAGUAAAGGGAAGCAGAUGUCUGUGAAAGAGGACUUUUCCUGUGCACCGCAGCCUUGCACUUCACGAAAUAGUCCAGGAGGAGGAUGUGACAGAGGAAUAAUAUCAACACGUUCAGUGACUGAUUCUGGCGCUGAGUCUCUGGAACAAGUGAUCAUAUCAGAUGAGGAUUUCUUAAAGGAUGAUGCUAUUGGAAAAACCUCAAAACCAAAAACAAAGGCAGAAAAAGAUGAAAUCUGUGCAAAGUUAUCACAUGUCAUAAAAAAGCAACACAAGAAAAAUACUGUGGUCAGUAAUGCUGUCAGUUUAGAGGAAAAUGUGAUGGUAGGUAACACAGAGAGUUUCUGUUCAGGGAAAGAGAGAGGCAUGCAGAAAGAGGGUGGGGUCACACACGGCCUGUCUUCAGACUGUGACGGUAGGCUGGCUGCUGAGGACGGAGAACCAAAGUCAAAAAACAGUUCAUUGCUGAACAGAAAGCAGUUAAAGAAUGAAGAAUCGGGUGUUCUUUGUUCUCAUGGAAAUGGUCAUGAGGUACCGGAGUGUCACGCUGGUAAAGAUUCAGUCUCAUUUACGGAAGCGACCGGCACUGUGGUGAAGAAGGCUCCUCCCUAUAAGGAACCCAUGGCCGCACUCGAAUCGAGAGAUGAGCUGAGCCAGCGGGCAGCUCUGACUUUCUCUGACUUGGACAGAGAACCACCUCCUGGCAUCAGCCCCAAGUCAGACACCUUGACAGAUUCUCAGGUGGACAGAGACCUCCACAGAUUAUCCCUAAUGGCGCAAGCUAGUGUCUCCAAAUUCCCGGUGGACCUAACUCAGAGCUCAUUCCAGCUGCAGGGGAAAGUAACCGAAGAUAGACGCCGUCUCACAGCUCCCCAUCAUAAUGUGCACAGCUCCUGUGGACCAGUUAUCGUUAUUUCAGAUUCUGAUGAUGAAGACGAGAGCCUUCUGGGUCUCGAGAAAUACACUGGAGAAGACACAGCGUGCCUUAGCAAAGGGUGUCCAGAGGGGCACGGGUCAGUGCUAAAGACCAGUGCAGACACACAGCUCAUGAAGGAAGCAAAGACAUCAGCAUUUCUGUUUGAGGAUUCUGAGUCUCAGGUUUUUGAGUUUGAAAGUCAAUCUCCGGUGUUUUCAGUUUGGCAGGAUCAAGAAGUAAGCAAGAAUUCAGUUCAAGUGGAGGCAAGCUCAUGUGUGACUAAUGUAGCUGAUAGCACAGAUUGGAGUUACGGCUCAGCUUACGUCUCCGAGGAGGUCGCUCGGCAGGUGGCAGGGGGUGGUGAAGAAUGUGUGGAACCACACAGUAGCAGUGUCUCUGCGAAGGAUUCUCAUGAAUUUGAAGUGAAACAUCAUAAGAGAAAGCAAGUUAAAAAACCUAGGCCUGAAGAUCCUCCAAGGCCUUCGACUUCUGUCAGAAAUGAGGACCGGUCUGACAGUCUCGGUGAGAGAGAGCUUACUGACAGUGAUUUAAAAAGUUCCGAGAUAAGUACCACGACUCCCAGCUCAAGUGUUCAGAGAGCCCCUGCCAGUCCGAGGAAGAGGUCUCCCCCGAAGGCGCGUCCUCCUUCCAAGCCCGCCAGGAGAGCACCAGUUUCUAAAGCGCCCAAGAAAACACAGUCAGAAGGCAGAAGAGGGCAGAGUAAGGGCUCACAUUACCUGAGCUGCAGGACGGUCCCAGCCGUGGUGCCGCCGAAGAAAGUGCGCCAGCGGCCUGAACCCACCUCGGUGGCUGAGAAGCUCGGGCUGAAAAAAGGUCCUCGGAGGGCAUUCGAGUUGUCGCAGAGGUCCGAAGACUUUACAGAUAGGUUACGGCAUCAUGGCAAAACCGUGGGAGCAGUCAGCACCCCAAAAAAGCCUAAGACAAUUCCUCAGACUCACUCUGUCAAAAAUAACAAGAGGCUGCGGACAAAUAAGGAGUUUCAGGUGCAAAAGCACAUAAGACAGAAAGUGAACCAAAAAGGAAAAGAACCCUGUCGUGAAAGUGCAAAUGCUGCACGGCCAGGGCCAUGUAGGGCGCAGAAUUCCACUGGCCUGGUGCCAGCAGUUGACAGGUCAGGGCCCGAGGCGCUGGCUCACGGCAACAGGAGAGAGUUGCUCACGCCUUCAAAACCAGAGCCCCUGAGGGCGGAAUGCAUCUCUCAGGUACCUGACAAUACUUGUUUCUUGAACCAGCGUGACCCCACGGUGCUAAACGGAAGAAUUCCAACAGAUGAAAUGGCUGUGUCCACCUCUGGGAGCCCGCUGGGUGGGAGUGAGCUGGCGGGGCGUCAGGUAGCCAUGGUGACUGUGAAGGAGGCAGAACUGGAAUCCAGUAGUGACACAGAUGAUGAGAAUUUAUUUUUAACCCAGCACGACCCUGAAGAUAUGGAUCUGUGUUCCCAGAUGGGUGAGAGUGGUAAACUCAUUGAAGUGCUUCAUGGAAAAGCUGCAGCUCAGGCAGAAGACCCUGUCAGUUGGUCUCAGUUGGCACAGAGUGGCACAAAGUGUAAGUUCAAAGAUUGUGCGGAAAUCCUAAAAAGCCAGGGCGAGUUUUGUUUGAAACACUUGGAAGCUAAAGCAGCUGAUGAAGAUGUUUUUCGUAAACCUGGCUUGCCUCCUUCUGCAAGGAGACCUUCCACCACUAAGAUUUUUAGCUCAAGUAGUACUUCACGAAUUGCUCAUCUCUCUAAGUCUCUGGAAAGUUCUCCAGGACUUCCAGCUCCAAAAAAUAAGUCACAUGGGGUGCAGUCUGGUUUGCAGGGGCCACAGCCCGUUUCCCUGGUUUCCCAGAAGCUGGUGGGCGAAGCCAACAGUUACUGCGGUGUUCUGCAGACUCUGAAUAUCCCCAACAGGCAGACGUACAAACUCCCCUUCGGUGAAAGCAAGUCCCUUUCUGCUUCCCCGCCGGUGAACAUUAUUCUGUCACAGUCUAUCUCUGAUACCUUCGUUAGAGAGGUCUUAAAGUGGAAAUACGAGAUGUUUUUGAAUUUUGAUCAGUGCGGACCCCCACCAAGUCUUUGCCAGUCCAUCUCGAGACCAGUGCCUGUCAAAUUUCAAGACUGUGGAGAGUAUUUUAAUGUUUUUCUACCUUUGAUACUACUGAAUACUUUUGAAACAGUGGCUCAGGAGUGGAUGAGCUCUCCAAAUAAAGACAAUUUCUAUCAGUUGCAUUUACGAAAACUACCAGCGGAUUAUAAAAAAAACUGGGAAUUUGUAGUGUAUCUGAAAGAAUGUGAACUGGCUAAACAGUGUCACCCAAAGGAAAAUGACUUGGUCUUUUUGGUUCCUGAGAGACUAAAUGGGAAGAAGAGCGACACAGAACCAAGCUGCAUCCAGGAGCUCUACGAGUACCACUGUGGGUUCAUCCACAGGUUUCGCCGCACAUCAGUCAUGCGUAAUGGAAAAUCUGAGUGUUCCCUUUCCAUUCAGACUGAAGAUAAAUUGCCAGCCAAGUUAAAUGAACUCAUGAAAUGUGUUGUAAUCAGCUCUCUGGUAACUACACAAAGGAAGCUGAAAGCAAUGUCUCUGUUGAGUGGUCGGAACCAGCUGGCCAGAGUGAUUCUGAAUCCAAACCCCAUGGACUUCUGUACCAAAGAUUUACUGACUACCACGUCUGAGAGAAUUAUUGCCUACUUAAAAGAUUUCAACGAGGAGCAAAAAAAGGCGAUAGAAACUGCUUACGCCAUGGUGAAACACUCACCAUCAGUUGCCAAAAUCUGCCUGAUUCAUGGGCCGCCUGGGACAGGAAAAUCCAAAACCAUCGUUGGCCUCCUGUUCCGCUUACUGACAGAGAACCAAAGACGGGGACAUUCAGAUGAAAACUCCAAUGCCAAGAUCAAGCAAAACCGUGUCCUUGUGUGCGCUCCUUCCAAUGCAGCUGUGGAUGAACUCAUGAAAAAAAUUAUCAUCGAAUUCAAAGAAAAAUGCAAAGACAAGAGGAACCCUUUGGGAAACUGUGGAGAUAUAAAUUUAGUACGACUGGGUCCAGAAAAAUCUAUUAAUAACGAGGUCCUGAAAUUCAGUUUGGACAGCCAGGUGAACCACAGAAUGAAAAAAGACUUACCCUCUCAUGUCCAGGAGAUGCAUGGAAGAAAAGAGUUUCUGGACCACCAGUUGGACGAACUCUCCCGCCAGCGGGCCUUAUGCCGAGGGGGACGGGAAAUACAGAGGCAAGAAUUAGAUGAAGAAAUCGCUAGAGUUUCCAAAGAAAGGCAAGAACUUGCUUCUAAAAUUAAAGAGGUCCAAGGACGCCCGCAGAAAACCCAGAGCAACAUCAUACUUGAGUCCCACAUCAUCUGCUGCACCCUGAGCACCAGCGGGGGUUUGUUGCUCGAGUCCGCUUUUCGGGGGCAAGGAGGCAUCCCCUUCAGCUGCGUCAUUGUUGACGAGGCAGGGCAGUCCUGUGAGGUCGAGACCCUGACGCCUCUCAUCCACCGCUGCAACAAGCUCAUCCUGGUGGGAGACCCGAAGCAGCUGCCCCCCACGGUCAUUUCCAUGAAAGCCCAGGACUAUGGCUACGACCAGUCGAUGAUGGCACGCUUCUGCAAGCUGCUGGAGGAGAACGUGGAGCAGAAUGCCAUCAGCAGGAUGCCGGUCGUGCAGCUCACCGUUCAGUACCGGAUGCACCCAGACAUUUGCCUCUUCCCAUCCAACUACAUCUAUAACAAGAGUCUGAAGACAAACAGGUCCACCGAAUCCAUUCGAUGCUCGUCAGACUGGCCAUUUCAGCCUUACCUCGUGUUCGACGUCAGCGACGGCUCCGAGAGACGGGAUAAUGACUCGUAUGUGAACGCUCAGGAAAUAAAGCUGGUGAUGGAAAUAGUUAAACUCAUUAAGGACAAAAAGAAAGAGAUUAACUUCCGAAACAUUGGCAUAAUAACGCAUUACAAGGCUCAGAAGACGAUGCUCCAGAAGGAUUUGGACAGAGAGUUUGACAGGAAAGGCCCGGCAGAGGUGGACACCGUGGAUGCCUUUCAGGGUCGCCAGAAGGACUGCAUCAUUGUCACUUGUGUCAGAGCGAACACUGCGCAAGGCUCCAUCGGGUUCCUGGCGAGUUUGCAGAGGUUGAACGUCACCAUCACGCGCGCUAAGUACAGCCUCUUUAUCCUGGGGCACCUGAGGACCCUGAUGGAAAACCAGCAUUGGAACGAACUCAUCCAGGAUGCUCAGAAGCGCGGUGCCAUCGUUAAGACCUGUGACAAGAACUACAGACACGACGCGAUGAAGAUCCUGAAACUAAAGGCUGUGCUGCAGCGCAGCCUGACCCACCCCCCUACCACCACCCCCGAGGUGUCCAGGCCCCCCGGUGGCCUUCCCAGCAGCAGGCUGGACAUUGGGCUCGCCAAGACUUCCUUCGCUGCUUCUCUCUGCCACAGCCCCUCUGACUCCAGUGAGGCAGCUGUCACUGUCACCGCAAGGGACCCCGAAAGGCCACCUCUGCGGGACCGGCUUCGGGACCCACGGCUGCUCCGGAGAUUAGAGGCCGAAGCCAAGACGGGGACGUUCCUCAGAGACGUGCAGGCCCUGAGCCCCCAGCAUCCCGGAGCGGCGCCUCCGUGGGGCGAACUGGCCUUUGCUGUGACCCACCAGGACUUGGGAGAUGCCUUGCAGCCACCUGCUGCUAACGUCACUCCUCAGAGCCACCACAGACCUCCGACCCAGGGUGAGCCUCCCACUGCCGGCACUGACACAUCCUGGGGUAGAUGGAAGAGCGGUGACCAGGAGGGCAGACAAGGUCACAGGAGAGACGCUUGGGCCCUCAGUGAGGGUGAGGAGGAGAACUGUGACUCCACGACUUCCCACCCAAAGAGGGACGCGGCCUGGGACAGCAGGAGACCGGAGGAGAACUGUAGUUCCAAGAGGAGAAAGCUUUUGUAGUAAAGCCACAGAGGGCACUGUCAGCCGUGGGCGCUUGGGAACUGAGGGUGACUGGGACUAGGGCCGCCAGAUGAGGUGAUGAGGGUUUCCUUAAGGAGCUUGUUUCUGUGUGGGGAGCGCAGAGGCGUGUCCUGUGCCUGAGCUCCGGUCGCCUUGAGUAGGUUUUGCCAGUUGCACAGGUUUCCAGGCCGUCGGGGGCGUCCGGUGGCGCCCUUGAGGCCAAGGUUCCACUCUGAAUGUCGGCGCUGGCCCUGCUGCAGAGCCGAAGAUGCACAGUGGAGUGGAUUUGUGAAAGUUGCAGUGUACAGCAAAUAACAAGACCCUUUUAAAGUUUAAUCUUGUAGACUACUUUUCUUUUCCCUGCUUAUUUGUUAAUCACUUUUUAAAGAACAAAGUUUGUAUUAGAAGUGAGAGGGAAGGCAGGUCCUUCAGCUGUUGUUACGGGACAGGUUUCUCUGACAGGCUGGCUCAUGUGGGGAAACUGAGUACCAGGGGCCAGGGGUCUCCUAGCUGUGCCUAUUAGGGAAGCGCCGUCGGGUUGGUGCCCGCGGCCAUGGCUUUCAGUGAGGCUGUGCGAGGCUCCUGGCCCAGGGCGCGGCCUGUAACACGCGCCCAUCACCGUCUUGGUGUGCACAUGGCUCUCUAGCCACAGUUCUUAAAACUGAAUUCUUGGCCUGUCAUUCAGGUGUCCCCAGCUUGCGAUGAGCCAGUCACAGGUACGGCAGCUGCCACAUGAAAAACGGGCCUCGGUGGCUAGGGCUGGGGGCAGCUGCCACCUGUGGGCAGCUUGCUGCUUUCCAGCAAAUGUCACACUGCCCGGGCAUUCUGACUUCCAGGUGGCUCCGGGAAGGCCAGAGAGACAUUGGUGGCUGGGAAGAUCCACUCUGCAAAGGAGAGUCACAGAGCAGGGGAGCCCACGGGGUCCCCUGCCUGUGAGACAGAGGAGGCUGGGAGGAGGGCAGGGCCGCUGGCCUAGGGCAGGUCCUGGUGUCCACACAUCCCGGGCUGGGACUGACCUCACCGGAAAGUGAUGGCCCGCCGUCCCGGCGCAGGGUCUCUGCCGCCCAUGUCUGCCCCACCCUGUCCCCGUGCCUCUCCUCUGGGCCUGCACCAAGAGCGGGGGUGCGCCCCUCCCCCUGCAGGGGGACAGUUUGUUCCGGGAUGUGGUGGGGGCGAACCUCAUUCUGUCCUGUACAAGCUUCCUCACUGUACCUUUGGCAAGAAUUUCACAGUUACCUGAAGUUUCCUUUCCUGUUCUCCUGGCACAGUGCUUCACCUAGCAGAGAUGGGGUGGGGGUGGCCCUAAAGACUGGGUUUUAAAAGGAGACGUGAGAACAGCUGGGGCCCCACGGCCUCGCCGCGCCCUGGAGUGAGCUCCCCAUGCUGCGGCCCAGCUUUUUGGCCAGUGGGGAGAUCCUUGUCCUCAGGAUCUGUUCGUCUGUUGGGUCAGCGCUUCUUCACUUGUUUUUGCCAAAAAGAGCGGGAAAACUGGUCUUUUUUCCCCCAGUUUGUGGAGCUGGAGCCAGAGCCCUGGCCCCUGAGGGCCAGGUCUGGGGGGUGAGCGCCCCGCCCUGUCCCGGGUCAGCCCUCCUCAGGAAAAGGUCCCCUAUGGGAGCUGGGGCACACUCACUGCAUGGUCAGGCGUGUCUGCAGGGAGCCGCGUGUCAGCUGUGGCCCUCGAUGCUGUGGCUGUGGCAGCACUGCGCCGUUGGGUGGGGUUGGUCUGCAGGAUGACGAGAGCCCCCGCCCCCUUGCCAUGGCACCCAAAGAAAGCGCCCUUCCUUCAGUGUUGGCUGUUCCAACAGGAAUGGUGGCCCUUCUACUGCAAAACUUGAUGUGCUGCUGUGUACAGAACCUGCCUUGGAUUUAUUGUGCACAGUUUGUUUACAUAUGUUUUUGUGAAUUAUCAGGAGAAGAUUUGAUAAAUGUGAAUAACCUCCUGUAAAUAAAUUUUAUAACAAAUGUGUACUAAACUAUUUUUUAAACUGAGUUGUGCAGAUGACCAGUUUCUUGCUGUAACUUGGACUUCAUGGAUUCGUAGCUAGAAUUUGGCAAACAGUAGUCCUGUUGCCCAUUUAAAACCUAAAUUUUACAAAAAGAUGAAAUAAACUAGAAGCAAAACCAA
This is a messenger RNA of Cavia porcellus (domestic guinea pig), 10839 nucleotides long. RefSeq names its product senataxin (gene Setx). Gene Ontology annotation, cellular component: nuclear body. The transcript is spliced from 26 exons. Gene Ontology annotation, molecular function: helicase activity; transcription termination site sequence-specific DNA binding. Gene Ontology annotation, biological process: termination of RNA polymerase II transcription. The coding region runs from base 690 to 8714 and encodes 2674 amino acids. The record is from RefSeq and is a predicted model, not a curated record. Lineage: Eukaryota; Metazoa; Chordata; Mammalia; Rodentia; Caviidae.